This is a messenger RNA of Nymphaea colorata (pocket water lily), 2075 nucleotides long. RefSeq lists its product as uncharacterized. Gene Ontology annotation, molecular function: DNA-binding transcription factor activity; sequence-specific DNA binding. The record is from RefSeq and is a predicted model, not a curated record. The coding region runs from base 79 to 1716 and encodes 545 amino acids. Gene Ontology annotation, biological process: regulation of DNA-templated transcription. The transcript is spliced from 6 exons. Lineage: Eukaryota; Viridiplantae; Streptophyta; Magnoliopsida; Nymphaeales; Nymphaeaceae. Gene Ontology annotation, cellular component: nucleus.
UUCUCUCUUCCUCCUCGCGAGAUGAUUAGCUGAAACACAGAGGAAGGGAGCGAGAGCGAGAGGGUUGUUUCCUCUUCCAUGGCCUCAGAUGGCGAGGGAAUCGGGGUUGCUGCGUCGUCGGACGACGGCGCCGCCUUCCACGAGGCCCGGUCGGGAGCCGAUCGGACGCCGGCUUCGCCUUCCGCUGGGGAGCCUGCGGCGAUGACAUCUGAGGACGGCGAGUCUGCUUGGGGAUGCGACCCGAUGGUGAAGAUCGAGCUCGAUGCUGCGCUCGUGCUUACAGAGUUUGCGCAGCUGGCGUUGAUGGCCCGCAGGGUACCCGAUUCCCGGCGGCGUGAGGGUGAGGGGAAAUGGGGCGGUCGAGGGAGACGGUCAAGGAAACAGCGGCCGAGGAGCACGGAAGCUCGGAGUUGCUCGUUUGAGGACUCCGAGAGGCGCGCAUCGUCAGGGGAUGCGCAGGAUCGUUUAUCAAACAAGCAAGAUCUUCAGCGUCAAAAGCCUUGGAAGCCUAUAGUAAAGAAAAACAUAAAGAUUGAACAGUAUGUCAAGGUUGAAGAGCAUGUUGAAUUCGCAAAUCAUCAAAACCUUUGUAAGAAGGUCACAGGACAGAAACCAGCAUCCAGAGGCAAGCCAAAGCAAUAUUUAAAUGAGGCUGAGAAGGAGGAAAGGAGGCUGCGGAGGAUUCAAGCAAAUAGGGAAUCAGCAAGGCAGACUAUCCGGCGUAGGCAGGCUUUCUGCGAGGAAUUAAUGAAGAAGGCUGCUGACCUGUCGUUGGAAAAUAAGAGCAUAAAGCAAGAAAUUGAAUCUGUGAUGCAGGAGUAUCUUUCGUUACUUGAUACUAACAAGCAUCUGAGAGAGCAGAUGGCGGAGAUAGAUAUAAAUAUUAGUCCAUCACAGGAUAUUAACGAAACUCCACUGGAAGAUGCCACCUGCAAGGCAGGACAUGUAAUGUCUUCAGCCAUUCAGUUCCCUCUUGUGGUUCACAGUGGAACAACAUUUUCACAGUUUGCAUGGCCUGUCUUCGUGCGGCCUUUAGAUCCUGCAACGCCACUGGUUGUUUGUAAUGAGCUAAACCCAUUGACAGCACACACUUCCAGUCUGCCAAAUGAAAGAUGGACUUUUGGAGGAUAUAGCAGAUUGAGGGCCCAACUGUUGGUCCUUCCUUGUCCAUCGACGAAUUCUGUUAAUAACAAAUUUUCUCAACCGUUACCUUCCACUUCCCUUAGCUCAAACAGCAGUAACGGUUGGCCAGACAGUUGCCCACAUGAGACAGAUUUAACAUUGAAGCUGGCAGGAGAUGUGGGACCAGAAGCUCUUCAUGGUGAACCAUCAGUUUGCAGUUCAACAGUGGAUACUACUAAGAUAGAAAACAAAGGUGAACUUACUGAGACUUCCAGUGGCACAACGAUCGAUGGAAGAAGUGGGAUAUCUAGGUUUUGCGUUAAAGAUCUGACCCUCAUGCAGAUCCUUGGAACGGACCAGCCCUCUACUCUCAUCCAUGAGCGUUUUCUUUUGGCAGAUUCAGAUUCAAGAACUCAUGUUUCUUCUAUGACCCCAUGCUUACUAUCUCGUCCAUCAGUAAGAGUUUCAGAUAAGGAUUUUCAUCACAAUAAGCGAUUCUCAGAUGCUGCUGCUGCAACAGAAGCUAGGAAAAGAAGGAAGCAGCUGACAAAACUUAAGCACCUCCAUGGAAAGCAGCUAAAGCUUCACUUUUGAGUCUAAAUGCAAUGUUUGGCAGGAUGACCCACUUAAUCUUCUUACUGAUUCUGACUGCGAGGUUUACUCUAUAAGGUCUGGUGCUACACGCAUAUCCUCAAGCAGCGGACCUCAUAAACCAUUUAUGUCAUACGAAAUCGGCAGCAUAAGGAAAGCGUAUUUUACUAGUAGUGUUGGAAGUGCUUCAAAAUUUUCUCCCAAGACUAGGAGUUUAGCUUUUUUCCUUUUUUGGAAUAUCAAAGUAAUGUAAUUAAAGUGUGGUGGUUUUGAUAUUGAUGUUAUAAGAACAAGAACCAGAUGCAUGACGGAGGCACUUGUGGUGCCGUUGUUUGACAUUAGCAGGCCUUUUUGUGUGAAAA